This is a messenger RNA of Mandrillus leucophaeus (drill), 1847 nucleotides long. It is a transcript of the gene NAGPA, whose product is annotated as N-acetylglucosamine-1-phosphodiester alpha-N-acetylglucosaminidase. The transcript is spliced from 10 exons. NCBI's taxonomy places the organism in Eukaryota, Metazoa, Chordata, Mammalia, Primates, Cercopithecidae. The coding region runs from base 1 to 1218 and encodes 405 amino acids. The record is from RefSeq and is a predicted model, not a curated record.
AUGGCGGCCUCCACGGGUCGUUGGCUUCUCCUCCGGCUUGCGCUACUCGGCUUCCUCUGGGAAGCGUCCGGCGGCCUCAACGGCGGCUUCUUCCGCAUGAACACGGGCGAGUGCCUGGGGAACGUGGUGAGCGACGAGCGGCGGGUGAGCAGCUCCGGGGGGCUGCAGAACGCGCAGUUCGGGAUCCGCCGCGACGGAACCCUGGUCAUCGGGUACCUGUCUGAGGAGGAGGUGCUGGACACUGAGAACCCAUUUGUGCAGCUGCUGAGUGGGGUCGUGUGGCUGAUUCGUAAUGGAAGCAUCUACAUCAACGAGAGCCAAGCCACAGAGUGCGACGAGACACAGGAGACAGGUUCCUUUAGCAAAUUUGUGAAUGUGAUAUCAGCCAGGACGGCCAUUGGCCACGACCGGAAAGGGCAGCUGGUGCUCUUUCAUGCGGACGGCCAAACGGAGCAGCGUGGCAUCAACCUGUGGGAAAUGGCGGAGUUCCUGCUGAAACAGGACGUGGUCAACGCCAUCAACCUGGAUGGGGGUGGCUCUGCCACCUUCGUGCUCAAUGGGACCUUGGCCAGUUACCCGUCAGAUCACUGCCAGGACAACAUGUGGCGCUGUCCCCGCCAAGUGUCCACCGUGGUGUGUGUCCACGAACCCCGCUGCCAGCCACCUGACUGCCACGGCCAUGGGACCUGCGUGGACGGGCAUUGCCAGUGCACCGGGCACUUCUGGCGGGGUCCCAGCUGCGGCGAGCUGGAUUGUGGCCCUUCUAACUGCAGCCAACAUGGGCUGUGCACAGAGACUGGCUGCCGCUGUGAUGCCGGCUGGACCGGGUCCAACUGCAGUGAAGAGUGUCCCCUUGGCUGGCACGGGCCGGGCUGCCAGAGGCCUUGUGAGUGUGAGCACCAUUGUCCCUGUGACCCCAAGACUGGCAACUGCAGCGUCUCCGGAGUAAAGCAGUGUCUCCAGCCAUCUGAAGCCACCCUGAGGGCGGGAGAACUCUCCUUUUUCACCAGGACCACCUGGCUAGCCCUCACCCUGGCGCUGGCCUUCCUCCUGCUGCUCAGCAUCGCCGCGAACCUGUCCUUGCUCCUGUCCAGAGCAGAGAGGAACCGGCGCCUGCGUGGGGACUAUGCAUACCACCCGCUGCAGGAGAUGAACGGGGAGCUUCUGGCCGUAGAGAAGGAGCAGCCAGGGGGCGCCCACAACCCCUUCAAGGACUGAAGACUCCAGCUGCCCCGGGUGGCACGUCCCGAAAGCUUGUUUCCCCAUCGUCUGGCUUCUGCAGGGGAAAUUUCAAGGCCACUGGCGUGGACCAUCUGGGUGUCCUCAGCCCCUGUGGGGCAGCCAAGUUCCUGAUAGCACUUGUGCCUCAGCCCCUCACCUGGCCACCUGCCAGGGCACCUGUGACCCUAGCAAUACCGCGCUCCCUGGAAAGACUCAGCCGGCUGCUUCCUGCCUGCCUGUGUCUGCUGCCGAGAAGCCUGUGUCCCCGGGAGGGCUGCUGCACUGCCAAAGAGUCUCCCACCUCCUGGGGAAGGGGCUGCCAAUGAACCAAGCCCGGUGACCACAUCGUGACAAAACAGCACAUCCCGGCCAGCACCCCUGGCUGGGGCGGGUUAAACGGGCGAGUCUGCCUUCCCCGCUGUGACACAGGACCCCUUUCCUACAGACCUCAUCACAGGAUUUGCCAACUAGAAUUCGAUUUCCUGUCAUAGGAAACUGCUUGGAAGAAGGGCGGGGGAUGAAAUCAUGUUUACAGACCUAUUUUGUCAUCCUGCUGCCAAAAGUUUUUUUAAUCACUUGAAUAAAUUGAUAUAAUAAAAGGAGCCACCAGGUGGUGUCUGGAUUCU